Molecule: messenger RNA, 2754 nt
Organism: Protobothrops mucrosquamatus (brown spotted pit viper)
Lineage: Eukaryota; Metazoa; Chordata; Lepidosauria; Squamata; Viperidae
Gene: ADGRG4
Product: adhesion G protein-coupled receptor G4
Exons: 17
Coding region: 1-2754 (917 amino acids)
Biological process (GO): cell surface receptor signaling pathway; adenylate cyclase-activating G protein-coupled receptor signaling pathway
Cellular component (GO): membrane
Molecular function (GO): G protein-coupled receptor activity
Source: RefSeq, a predicted model, not a curated record
AUGAACGGUCAAAAGUAUGAUGUUGCUGGAUCCAAGAUCUUCGGUAGCCUGCUCUUUGCUCUGGCCACCUUGUUCCUUGUCUCAGAAUCCGUGUCUUUGAAAGGGAAGCAGGUGACUUUCAAGGGGAUGACAAACAAAUAUGUUUCCUUGGCCAAUUGGCAUGUCCCUCAACUUUGUGCCUUUACUGUAUGUGUUGACCUCAACAAGACUGAAAAAAGUGUGCCGAGUGGGGCAGCCUUUUCCUACGAUGUCAACAGUUCCUCCACCAACAUUAAUGAGGUGGAGCUGGCUCUGUCUUUCAAUAAUUCCACCUUGCAGAUGUACUUCAUGGGCAGCUUCCUCGAUCUGGGACAGUACGUUGUGGCUUACAGAAUGCACCAAAUCUGCUGUGUCUGGGACAGCCAGAAGCAUCUCCUGCAGCUCUUCUGGGAUGCAAAGAAGCUGGUAAACAAAACCCUUCCAGAUUUCCACCAUCGCUGUCUACGGCCCAACGGGACAUUAGUGAUGGGGCAUUUGCACAAGAACUUCAACGGAGUACUAGUCCAGCAAUUGUCCUUCGUUGGCGUCUUGCACUACUUCCAGAUGUGGGAUCAUGUGAGAGGCCAGCAAGACAUGGAGCAUUGUGAAGAUGGAAAUGUGGUCAGCUGGGGGCAGAAUUAUUGGUCUCUGCAAGAUAUAUUGACAGAGUCUGCCCACCAUCAGCGUUGCGGUGCAGAGGAGCCUACAUCUGCCCUUCCAACAAUCACCUCCCCCGAUCCAAACGUUACAGUGAUCACGGACACCUUCUACAGCUUCCAGAUGAACUUUUCCGUGACUUGGGAGCCCCACAGGGAGUGCGAUCGCUAUGAUGCCAAAAAGCUUUCUGCAACUUGGUUCAAGAAACAAUUAAAUAAUUCAGAAUUUGUGGUGACAAACCAUAACGUCAAGACAGCUCGAUAUUCCUCAAAGGCCAUCAUCAAGGCCAGGUCCAGUCAAAGCAUGCAGGAGAUCGUGUGGAAGCUACAAAACACCUUGUGUGGGGAUUACACUGAAGAUCAAUUGUCCAUGAGUGUGAAGCGAAAGGAUACACAUGUUAUUUCUUUUGAUCCAGAAUCAUGUUCUGAACAGACCGUCUGGUCCAACUACAAAGGUAUCUACACCUGGCCAAAGAUGGUUCCUCCCAAUGUGAUGACCUUGCCCUGCGAGGCCAACCGAGAGUUAGCAGCUUCCAGACUGUGCUUGAUUAACCUUCAGACUGAAAAAGCCUAUUGGAAGAGGCCGAACUUGGCUGCUUGUCCUCUGUUGCAAAAUUUGCCAGAUAAUAUACUGGAUCUUAAAAAUGUCACCGUCACAGUCGAAAAUGCGGAAGAGGUAGCAGAUCACAUUUUAUUUCUCUUGAGUUUUUCCGAUCUGAAUAAAGAUGAAAUUGAGGUCCUGGUGAACAAAUUGAGCGAUAUAGCCAACUGUGAAGAAAUCAGCCUGGCCCUGGCUAGGAAGAUACUGCAAAUUAUCAAUAUCUUUAUGGAAGAUAAAAUCCAACUGCAGGACAUGCAAACUGUACUCAACAGAAUCUUAACGAUCAUGGAACAAAUUGGUUUCAAGAUGAACUUCAGUGGGAGAAAUGAAUCCAUCAUCUUGCCUAGGCUGGCUUUGGCGGUGCUACGGCCAGAUCCCAUGAACUUCCAGGGAGUUGCUUUUGGGAUUGUAUCCUACACUCUGGAGACCAGCCCACAGGACAAUAGUUUGAAGAACGAAGUUCUGAACACCUACGUUGUAGGUGCCAGCAUUGAAAACAAGACAAUUGAAGACCUCAAGAAACCAGUCAGCAUAGUUCUGCAGCACAGAAACCCACAUGGGGACUUAUCUCGGACACCCCUCAGCGAUGCUGAUGAGUGGGCUUUAGCACUGGUGACCUACGUGGGGUGUGGCAUUUCCUCCAUUUUCCUGGGCCUGGUACUGUUGGUUUAUCUCUCGAUUGACAAACUCCGGGAGGACUAUCCUUCCAAAAUCCUCGUCAACCUCUGCUUUGCUUUGUUGAUGCUCAACCUUGCUUUCUUGGUGAACUCUUGGCUAGCCACAUUUCAGAAUGCUGGCCUUUGCAUCACCAUUGCCGUGGCCUUGCAUUACUCCCUGCUAUCUGCCUUUACCUGGAUGGGUCUGGAAGCCAUCAACAUGUAUUUUGCCCUGGUGAGAGUCUUCAAAGUCUACAUUCCAUAUUACAUGCUCAGGGUUUCCAUAGCUGGCUGGGGAAUUCCAGCACUUAUUGUAAUUGUGGCCCUCAGCAUCAGCAGAGACUUCUAUGGGACUGAAUUUGCUUUGAGAAGAAACACUGACAGCCCAUCAAUGCAGUUUUGCUGGAUUCAGGACAACUGGGUUUUUUACAUCUCUGUAGUUGGCUAUUUCAUCCUGGUAUUCCUGAUCAACAUCAGCAUGUUUGUUACUGUCCUUUGUCAAAUCCGUGUCAUGAAAACCAACAAUUGCAGGGUUGGGAAGGACCGGAGUAAAGAAUUCCUCCUUGACUUGAAGAGAGUGACCAGCUUGACAUUUUUGCUGGGUUUGACGUGGGGUUUUGCCUUCUUUGCAUGGGGCCCCUUGAAGAUUGCCUUCAUGUACAUCUUUGCCAUUUGCAAUUCCUUGCAAGGCUUCUUCAUCUUUGUUUUCUACUGCCUCAUGAAGGAAAACGUAAGGAAGCAAUGCCAGAUACACUUCUGUUGUGGGAAAUUUCGGCUCAGCAAUUUCCGAUUUAAUCUUUCUGGACACAGAGGAAGCCACUGA